Molecule: messenger RNA, 1281 nt
Organism: Dicentrarchus labrax (European seabass)
Lineage: Eukaryota; Metazoa; Chordata; Actinopteri; Moronidae
Gene: tmem218
Product: transmembrane protein 218
Exons: 3
Coding region: 645-992 (115 amino acids)
Source: RefSeq, a predicted model, not a curated record
UGUGUGUGUGUGUGUGUGGGUUAGCUGUAGUGGAGUGGGCUGCUCUACCUCAUAUCAUACAGGGACUGGAUAGAAUAGAGCAGAAUGUUCUGUGAGUCUAUAUAAAGCACACAGAACCAGGGUGAAAGCAGGGACGGGUACCGUAUGACUGCUGGACAAAAAGUCAGACGAGCAACGUUGAGUUCUGUAACCCGUGCGUUUUUCGAUUUUUCAGUAACGACGCAUUUGAUUGGCCCGUCUCGAGUCCGUGUAUCCAAUCCAACUCCAUUUUGCUGUUACUAGGAAGUAGAAGACGCGCUGGAGCCGAACGCUACUAUCUACCCCUUCAACUCAUUACUGCGUGAUAAUUAACCGGUUAAUGGACAGAAAAUAAACAUUUUACGGAAUAAAAUGUGCGUGUCGAACAUCAUAACAUACGUUUUAUACUAGCAUGCAGCUAUCGGCCUCAGCAUAGCAGAGCUAGCGUUAGCAGUGACGGCUAAUUUACCCUCACAACGGUGCUAAUGUGGGUAAUGCUAUAUAAGCUAGGGGAGCCGGUUUAACCACAUUACUGCUUAAUAAUGUCUGAAACGUCGGUCGUAAAAUCCGAUAUAGCCCGUUUCACCGGUUAACGGUUCUGUCGGUUGAAACGGUGCUUAACAAAAAUGUCAAGCACCGUGUUGGAAGUGGGUACGGGCGUUUUCGUCAUUGCGGUGGUUUGGAUUGUGGCUCUGGUGUCUGGGAUGAUGCUGCUGAGAGCAUCUGGAUCAGCAAAGCUAGGAGUUAUCCCUGUUUUCCUUCUGGCUCUCACCAUCACUUUGGCGCUGGUGUUUUUCCCUCGCAGCCCGGAGACGACUCCCCCUUUCAAAGAGAUAGAGAUAGUGGACACUUUGUUCAUCGGCCGCUACGUGCUGCUGGCGGUGGCGAGUGCAGUCUUUCUGGUGGUGUUCUUCAUGCUGCUCCCCUUUCAUUUCCUGGAGCCAGUCUAUGCCAAGAACUUAAGAACACACUAGAGCUGCCAGGGUCAGAGCUGGCACCGGGAUCACAUCGCUGAUGUACACAACUUAAGACAAGCAGGGCUUGACAAGAGCCCCCCCCCCCCACCUCCCCCUUCAUGUGGGCUACAGAAUGCAUCCCAAACGGAAACAGCAGGAGAGCCAGUGUUUGCUUCAUGGCCAACUGUUUGCAGGUUAUUGACUGUUUACAACCAACGGAAAUGAGACAUCCAACAGUACCCCAGUUGUUUAUUUAUAUUUUGUAUCAUUUAAUACACAAGAAGAAUAAAUAGUUUCUUAUUUCAUA